CCAAAGUGUAACUGUGCAGCUUGUAGGCGUCUGUAAUAAUGAAUAAUGAUCAUUGGUGAGUGUAUUGAAAUACGCUAACUAUUAUUACCGACUAGUUUGGAAUAAGCUAGCGGACGCACCGACCGCGUUUGGUCCGCUAUGAUGAGUUCUAAAAAUGUGAUACGAACAAUUGUUUAUCUAUUGGCAACCGUGCAUUUUGUGAGUUCGUUGAAUAUUUUAGGCAUAUUUCCAUACCCAGGCAAGAGUCACUUCUUCGUGUAUCGUGUGUAUUUACAAGAACUCGCCAGGAGAGGACACAGUGUUACAGUCAUAUCACAUUUUCCGGAAGCUGAGCCUAUACCGAAUUAUCAAGAUGUCAGUCUCGCCGGUAGCAUCAAAAUUCUAGAAGAUGAUUUCCCGUUUGACAAAUCUUACAUCACGCUGCUGUAUACUGGAAUAUAUUUAGUGACAACAGGAAGAGAAAAUUGUAAAGCUAUGCUAGGAAAUAAGGGAGUACAAGAGCUGAUAUCCAAAAAACCUAAAUUCGAUGUAGUCGUUGUGGAACAGUUCAAUAGUGACUGCGCAUUGGGUAUAGCAUACAAAUUAGGAGCACCCGUUAUUGGGAUCAAUUCGCACAUUCUAAUGCCAUGGCAUUACAGUCGGUUCGGUGUUCCACAGAAUCCUGCCUUCGUGCCGUUUCAUUUCUUAGAUGGUGGAUCGAAACCUUCAUUGUUCCAGAAAAUAGAAGUGACUGUUUUUGAUUUAUACUUUAAGGCGCUGUAUUAUUUAUAUGAACAGAGAGGUGAUGAAAAUACUCUAGCUCAAUAUUUUGAUGAUAUUCCACCUCUGGAGACCUUGGCACGAGACAUAAAGCUCCUACUCCUCUAUCAUAAUUUUGUUCUAACGGGAUCAAGGUUAUUUCCAGCAAAUGUAAUUGAAGUUGGGGGAUAUCAUGUUGCUAACGCAAAACCUUUACCUAAGGAUCUACAAAAAUUCAUGGACGAAGCUGAACAUGGGGUAAUUUAUAUUAGCUUUGGAUCUGUUAUAAAGAGUUCCACCAUGCCAGCGGAUAAAUUGAAAGCAGUCCUAGAAACUAUGAAGAGUCUACCGCAAAGGUUCAUUUGGAAAUGGGAGAGCAAAACUCUACUGCUUGAUAAAAAUAAAGUAUACGUGUCAAGUUGGCUUCCUCAAGUAGAUAUAUUAGGUCAUCCAAAAACACUAGCGUUCUUGUCUCAUGCUGGUAUGGGUGGAACUACGGAAUCUCUGCAUUAUGGUGUGCCGAUAGUAGCAAUGCCAAUGUUGGGUGAUCAACCAUCAAACGCUGCUGCUAUCGAAGAAAGUGGACUGGGAGUGAGAAUACAAGCAGAAAAACUAUCAAAAGAAAAUUUACUUGCAGCUUUCCAAAAAGUGCUUCAUCCAAGUUUCAGGGAGAACGUUAAGAGACUGGCAGCGGCUUGGCACGACAGGCCGCUACCGCCGCUGCAGUCAGCGGUUUACUGGACGGAGUUUGCGGCGCGACACCACAACCUUACAUUCCGAACCCCUUCAGCCGACCUCCCCUUCUACCAGUAUUACAAUCUAGAUGUGAUAUUAGUUUAUGCUGUAAUUAUAUUGAUUACCGUUACAAUACUGAGGAAAAUUGUCUCGCUUCUCAAAAUGGAUACAAAAAUUACUAUUUUAUAUUUAGCUGUAGCGUUUGCUUUAACAAAUUAUGUGAGUUCGUUAAGAAUUUUAGGUAUAUUUCCUUACCCGGGCAAAAGUCAUUUUCACGUUCAGCGUGUGUUACUACAAGAACUAGCCAGAAGAGGCCACAGUGUUACUGUUAUAUCCCACUUUCCGGAAACAAAAGAUUUGAGUAACUACCAUGACAUCAGUCUGGCUGGGAGUACUGCCAAAGUUAUAUCAACUACUGGAUAUGAUGAUUUUCCAUUUCUGAAAUUAUAUCUUACUUUACUAUAUCGAGCAAGACCUUUAAUGAAUUCAGGGCGAGAAAGUUGUGAAGUGUUACUAGCGAAUAAGGAAGUGCAAAAACUGAUUGCUGAUAAACCAAAGUUUGACCUUGUGGUCGUGGAACAGUUCAACACAGACUGCGCUUUGGGGGUGGCGUACAAACUACAGGCACCCGUUGUAGGAUUGACUUCUCAUAUACUACUGCCAUGGCAUUAUAGUCGAUUUGGGAUACCACAAAAUCCGUCAUUUGUACCAUUCUCAUUUACACACGGUGGUUCUAAACCAACAAUAUUGCAAAAAAUAGAAGCAAUUAUUUUUAAUGCAUACUUUAAGGCGAUGUUUCAUUACUACGAGCAGAGAGGAGACCAGAAUACUUUGGCUCAGUAUUUCGAUGAUAUUCCGCCCCUGGAGGAUCUGGCCAAAGAAAUUAAGUGUCUCCUCUUAUAUCAAAACUUUGUACUGACCGGGCCCAGAUUGCUUCCACCUAAUGUUAUAGAAGUUGGAGGCUAUCAUAUUACUGAAACAAAACCAUUACCAGAGGACUUGCUGAAGUUUAUAAAUGAAGCUGAGCACGGAGUUAUUUAUGUAAAUUUUGGAUCUGUAAUAAAGAGUUCUACCAUGUCUCAGGAAAGUAAAAAAGCUAUUAUAGGAGCUAUGCAAAGUAUGCCGCAGAGAUUCAUUUGGAAGUGGGAAAGUGAUGACGUACCUCUGUCUAAGGACAAGCUUUUUGUUUUAGACUGGUUUCCUCAGGUAGAUAUAUUAGCUCAUCCGAAAACCUUAGCGUUCUUUUCCCACUGUGGAAUGGCUGGGACCACUGAAGCUAUUCAUUUUGGGGUACCGGUGGUCGCAAUGCCUAAAUACGGAGAUCAACCUGCGAAUGCCGCAGCUGUAGAAGAAAGUGGCAUGGGAGUGAGAGUACAAAUAGAAAAUCUUACAAAAGACAAGAUAUUAGCAGCUUUUGAUAGAGUAUUGGACCCAGAGUUUAGAGAGAACGUGAAGAGGCUGUCUAAAGCGUGGCACGACAGACCUUUGAAGCCGCUGCAAACGGCUGUGUACUGGACUGAGUUUGCGGCACGACACCACAACAUCACGCUUCGCACGCCUGCUGCCGACCUUCCCAUCUACCAAUACUACAAUAUAGACAUACUUGGAGUUGUCACCCUCUUUGCCCUAUUAUUUAUUGUAACUGUAAAAUCUUUAUCACGAAUCUACCAAAGUUUAAAAAGAGUAAAGUUUAACAGUAUGCAAAAAGAGAAUAAAAAAGUAAAGAAACAAUAA
Aricia agestis (brown argus) is the source of this 3207-nucleotide messenger RNA. RefSeq lists its product as uncharacterized. The transcript has 8 exons. Lineage: Eukaryota; Metazoa; Arthropoda; Insecta; Lepidoptera; Lycaenidae. Gene Ontology annotation, molecular function: UDP-glycosyltransferase activity. The record is from RefSeq and is a predicted model, not a curated record. The coding region runs from base 139 to 3207 and encodes 1022 amino acids.